This is a messenger RNA of Daldinia caldariorum, 900 nucleotides long. Its product is annotated as transcription elongation factor. The coding region runs from base 1 to 900 and encodes 299 amino acids. The record is from RefSeq and is a predicted model, not a curated record. Gene Ontology annotation, cellular component: nucleus. Gene Ontology annotation, molecular function: zinc ion binding; RNA polymerase II transcription regulatory region sequence-specific DNA binding. The transcript is spliced from 3 exons. NCBI's taxonomy places the organism in Eukaryota, Fungi, Ascomycota, Sordariomycetes, Xylariales, Hypoxylaceae. Gene Ontology annotation, biological process: regulation of mRNA 3'-end processing; transcription antitermination; DNA-templated transcription.
AUGGAUCACCGAGAAUUUGAAGCGCGCGUCAAGGCCCUUCAAAAGGCCGCUCAGUCCAAUGAGCCCCCUUCCGCUAUCAUUAGCGUCCUCGAAUCUCUCCGAUCUGCUGCGCCGACUGAAGAGAUGCUUCGCACCACCAAAGCCGGUAUCAUGAUAGGAAAACUCCGAGGAACUGCGAACAAAGACGUCGCCAAGGUUGCAACUGAAGUGGUUGCGAAAUGGAAGAAAGGCAUUGAAGUGGAGAAGAAAUCCAAGGGCAAUCCAACCUCCAAAGUACCAAAGGGUUCCGUAUCUCCCGCGUCCAAGGCUGCUUCGCCUGCCCCGAGACAGCUGUCAGGAAACAAGACUUACGAGGGUGACCUAGAGAAGCGGACCUUCAAGGCGGACAAGGUUAGCAUCGCUCGUACCGGCUCCCAGGUUCGUGACAACUGCAUCGGCCUUCUCUACAACGGUCUUGCGUAUCGCUCGCGCGAGUCUGAGGAGAACGUCAUCAUGCGCGCUAUCGAGGUCGAGCGUGCUGCCUAUAAGGCAUACAACGGCGAGACCAAGGAGUACAAGGACAAGAUAAGGUCUCUGUUCCAGAACCUCAAGGUCAAGACCAAUGCCGAUUUGGGCCGCAACGUCAUGUCGGGUGCCAUCGCCCCUGACCGCUUCGUCGUCAUGACCUCAAAGGAGCUCAUGUCUGCGGAGCAGCGCAAGGCUGAAGCCGAGCUCGAGCUAGAGAACAUGAAGAAGGCCCAGGUGCCCAUGGCUGAGAAGAGUAUCAGCGACAGUCUCGAGUGCAGCAACUGCAAGAAGAAGAUGGUCAGCUACACGCAGGCUCAGACCCGCAGCGCUGAUGAACCGAUGACGACCUUCUGCGAGUGCAUGAACUGCGGAAAGCGCUGGAAGUUCUCUUAA